This is a messenger RNA of Hemiscyllium ocellatum (epaulette shark), 2582 nucleotides long. RefSeq names its product vascular endothelial growth factor C-like. Bases 302 to 1606 code for a protein of 434 amino acids. Gene Ontology annotation, molecular function: chemoattractant activity; growth factor activity; vascular endothelial growth factor receptor 3 binding. Gene Ontology annotation, biological process: vascular endothelial growth factor signaling pathway; response to hypoxia; positive regulation of mast cell chemotaxis. Gene Ontology annotation, cellular component: membrane. Lineage: Eukaryota; Metazoa; Chordata; Chondrichthyes; Orectolobiformes; Hemiscylliidae. The record is from RefSeq and is a predicted model, not a curated record. The transcript has 7 exons.
AGAGACCGCCUCAAGGCAUCAACCACCUUUUUAAUUUCACUUCCGAAUCUGCGAUCACUUUCAUCCUCAAGUAGCUCCACAUUCAAAAGACGCAGGGUUUUUUUUUCCCUGGGGAGUUGAGGGAGCAGAAAGCGCAUUGGUACUACAAGAAGUCAAAAAGGACGUUUUGCUGUCUCAACGACUUUUCUCUCCAUAUUUCCAGAAAACUGGGAAGUUUGGUCUUCGACUUGUUAAAGAGUUUUGUGUUCAUGCAACUUUUAUUUUUGAGAGAGGGGAAACAAAGCCAAAAAAAAAGGGAAAAAUGUACGUUUGCUGCAGCGAGUUGCUUCUCCGGAGUUGUCAGAAAUCUGGCCGAAUUUGGAGCCUGUCAGGGCUGUUCGUGUCUCUGUGCUUCAUGCAGGUCCUGUUGUUGGGACCCAACUCUGCCUACGAGUCCAGCCAGGAUUACUAUGACCAGUAUCAGGAGGAGGAAGAAGGAGAGGGCCAGGCUAGCAGCGAAUUGGAGGACCAACUGAGGUCCGCCUCAAGCGUCACGGAGCUUAUGGACAUUUUCUAUCCAGAAUACAGGAAGAUUCAUGAAUGUCUGCAAAGGAGAGUUCACGUAGUCCAGCGGGCAAUGUCAGAGGCUGAGGAAAAGGAAUGGAAGGAGGCAGCAGCGUUUACACUGUCAUGGCAAGAUGAGGACAUAAAAAAUGUUGAACUUGAAUGGGAAAAGACUCAGUGUAAGCCUAGAGAAGUGUGCUUGGAUGUGGGGAAAGAGCUUGGGACUGCCACAAACAAGUUCUACAAACCUCCCUGUGUGUCUAUCCACAGAUGUGGAGGCUGCUGCAAUAGGGAGGGACUACAGUGUGUUAACAUCAGCACUUCGUACGUGAGUAAGACAUUAUUCGAGAUCACACUACCACGAGUUGGAUUCUCCAAACUAGUCAUGAUCAGCUUCAUCAAUCAUACUGCAUGUACGUGUCAGCCCAAGCGAGAUACCUUUGGACAGUCCCACUCGAUUAUCAGACGUUCUUUUCACAUUUCACAAACCGGGUGCAUUAUGGAGAACAAAACAUGUCCACAUGGCCUCAGCUGGAAUCCCCAGUCCUGCAGAUGUGUCACCGAGCUGGAAGACUUCAGCUUCGAAGCCAGCAAUUCAGAACCAGCAGAUGAUGGUGGAAGUGAGAUGGAUGAUUUUUGUGGGCCCAACAUGGUAUUCGAUGAAGACACAUGUAGCUGUGUGUGCACAAACAGACUUUCCGUAUCGAGUUGUGGUCCCAACAAAGAAUUUGACGAGAGCACUUGCAAAUGUGUUUGCAGUAACAUAGAACAUCAUGGUGUCUGCGAGCCUCCGAAGGAAUGGGAUGAAGAAGCCUGUGAGUGUGCGUGCAACAAGAACUGCCCAAAGAAUCAACCGUUGAACAGCAGCAAAUGCACCUGUGAGUGCACAGAGUCAGUGCAUUCGUGCUUUCGCAAAGGGAAGAAGUUUGAUCCACAGACGUGCAGGUGCUACAGAUUGCCUUGCAGAACUCAAGUGAAGCACUGCCAGUCAGGCUUUUACUUCAGUUAUUAUGUCUGCAGCUGUCUUCCGUUAUACAUGAAGGAAUACCAAAUUGACGAGUGAUGAACAGACUGCUUUCUACUUGCCUUGCUUCAUUAAUGAAGAAUUUAAAAUUUCAGCCUGCAGCACUUACGAAAGUACCAUUUUUAUUGGGAUUCUAUACAAUCUACAGGUACACUGUCUCAAAUCCGACAUCACUCAGCAUUGAUACUGUGCCAGAUUUCGGAAUUUCCUAGAUUUUGGAUUACCCAAUUUGUGUAAAUGCCCAAUAGAUUCUAAGUCUGUAUACAAUCAUGCGUUUUCAGUGAAAGGUGCAAUCUGCCACUCCAUGACUGCAUCGGAUAAUGAAAAGUGCUAAAUGCAAAUGAUGAACACGUUUGGACUGGGCAAAUCAUAAAUGCUGUAAAUAUUGAGCAAUACACAAAGGGAAAGUCUUAGAAUAGAUCUACCAGUGUGGAAACAGGCCAUUCAGCCCAUGCAGUCCACUCUGAACGUCCAAAGAGCAUCCCACCCAGACUCACCCCCACUACCCUAUCCCUGUAACUCCACAUUUUCCAUGGCUAAUCCAACCAGUCUGCACAUCUUUUGAUUGUGGGAGGAAAUCCAUGCAGAUACAGGGAGGACUUGCAAACUCCACACAGCCAGUUGCCUGAAGGUGGAAAUGAACCAAGGUCACUGGUGCUGUGAGGCAGCAGUGUCAGCCAUUGAGUCACUGUGCAGUCCAGUUAUUGGACAAUUUUGGUUCAUGGACAGUUGGAUUUGGGGUGGUGUACCUGUACUAGGUAAGCUUGACACUGAAAACAUACAGAAAUACUAAGGAGACAUCCCAGAGAAAGUGGGUUCUGGUUGGUUUACUACAUGUUUCAUUCCUCUUAUAGGACACAAGGACUGAAGGCAUUGGUGUGGUUGCUAAUAACAUGACAACAGCAAAAUAUUGUACACUCUAUAUUUAGAUAUUUUGUGUGCAUUUCUAUUAAGUUAAUAUCACUUCAUAUUACAAAGACUGACUCAAUUUUAGAGGUGAGGGAAUAGAAUAAGU